Monoraphidium neglectum is the source of this 396-nucleotide messenger RNA. RefSeq lists its product as hypothetical. The transcript is spliced from 2 exons. The coding region runs from base 1 to 396 and encodes 131 amino acids. The record is from RefSeq and is a predicted model, not a curated record. NCBI's taxonomy places the organism in Eukaryota, Viridiplantae, Chlorophyta, Chlorophyceae, Sphaeropleales, Selenastraceae.
AUGUCGCACCGCGGGUCUGCCCAGAUCCUGCUCCUCUCCAUUGUCUUGGCGGUGCUGAUAGCCACGGCAACCAGCGCGCGCAUAUCUGGCCCCAGCGACGGCAACACCAUCACCAACACAGAGGCGAGCAGCCAGCUCGGCACCGUCGGAAACAACAACGUCGGCGGCCGCAUCUCCCUCAACAACCAGCAAGCCCAGGGCACCUCGGUCCGCGGCCGCGGCAACACCGUCGAGCAGUCGCUCUCAGACACCCAGCGCGGCAGCAUCGGCGACAACACCCGCAACGCCCGCGUUGGCAUCGACACCCGGCAGUCCCAGAACACGGACGUUGUGGGCACCGGCAACGUGGCCAGGCAGUCGGCCUCAACCACCACCACCGCCCGCGUCGACGGCUGA